Molecule: messenger RNA, 1832 nt
Organism: Dunckerocampus dactyliophorus (ringed pipefish)
Lineage: Eukaryota; Metazoa; Chordata; Actinopteri; Syngnathiformes; Syngnathidae
Gene: cab39l
Product: calcium binding protein 39-like
Exons: 9
Coding region: 249-1253 (334 amino acids)
Biological process (GO): intracellular signal transduction
Molecular function (GO): protein serine/threonine kinase activator activity
Source: RefSeq, a predicted model, not a curated record
AGUCGUGUGGCUCGCCUUUGCUAACUCGACAAAAGGCUCGAAAUCAACCAGAUGGAAUUCCGCACUGCCUUCCUAACAGAUUGCUCACAUUUUAAAUUGUUUUGCACUCUUUAGCUGGCUGACCGGCGAACUAACAGCCCUGGCGUGACGGCCGAAGUUAAUCAGGGCGGCUGUGAAGCGGGUCAGAAGCGCCGUAGACGUUCAAACACAACAGAUUCUUCCUCACUUGACCUGAGUGUGUGUCCAUCAUGCCCCUGUUUGGUAAAUCCCACAAGACUCCGGUGGAGAUUGUCAAGACUCUCAAGGAGAACUUGGCUGUGCUGGUUAAGCAGGACAAAAAGACAGACAAGGCAUCUGAGGAGGUGUCCAAGUGUCUGGUGUCCAUGAAGGAGAUUCUAUACGGGAGCAACGAUAAGGAGCCGCACACAGAGACGGUGGCCCAGUUGGCCCAAGAGCUCUACAACAGCGGCCUGCUGAUCACACUAGUGGAGCACCUGCAGGUCAUCGACUUUGAGGGCAAGAAGGACGUGUGUCAGAUCUUUAACAACAUCUUGAGGAGGCAGAUUGGAACCAGGUGUCCCACUGUGGAAUACUUCUGCUCACAUCAAGAGGUUCUCUUUAUCCUGUUGAAAGGGUACGAGGCACCACAGGUGGCGCUCAACUGUGGGAUCAUGCUGAGGGAGUGCAUCCGCCACGAGCCGCUGGCCAAGGUGGUUCUUUAUUCAGAUGAUUUCCACAGAUUCUUCAGCUACGUGGAGAUGUCCACCUUUGAUAUCGCCUCCGACGCCUUCGCCACCUUUAAGGAUCUCCUGACGAGGCACAAAGUGCUCGUAGCGGAGUAUCUGGAACAAAACUACGAUGCGGUAUUUGCAAACUACGAGAAGCUGCUGCACUCUGAGAACUACGUCACCAAGAGGCAGUCGCUCAAGCUUUUGGGCGAGCUGUUGCUGGACCGACACAACUUCACCGUGAUGACGCGCUACAUCAGCAAGCCGGAGAAUCUCAAGAUGAUGAUGAACCUGCUUAGAGACAAAAGUCCCAACAUCCAGUUUGAGGCCUUCCACGUCUUCAAGGUGUUUGUCGCCAACCCCAGCAAGACGCAGCCCAUCGUCGACAUCCUCCUCAAGAACCAGACCAAACUGAUCGACUUCCUGAGCAACUUCCAGAAGGACCGCACGGACGACGAGCAGUUCAACGACGAGAAGACCUACCUAAUCAAACAGAUCAGGGAUCUCAAGAAACCGGCCUCCUAGAGCCCAAUUCUUUAUCAGUAGGAACAUGUAGAAACAAAAACAAACACAUUAACUAUUUAAACAAAAUCAAGAUAUUUGUAUUUGCUCUUUUGCGCCACUAAAAUGUGUGCAAGAAUAGUUCUCAAUCACGUUUCUUUUGUAUUUCAUAUUUUUUGGUCAUUAGCAUGUAGCAGUAACGCAGCGGUUAAAAAUACAUUCUCUUUAUUUUCAAUCACGUUGAUGAAAUUCUGUAACUGCGUACUUGAUGGAAAUAAGUAUGCGGUUGCUUCGGUGACCCCAAAACCCAACAUUACUUGCGACAGGUGUAAGAUAGAAGAACUGUUUACAGCUUGACGCCAUCUCACUAAACGUACACCAAAUGUUGCCAACAAGAACGUGAUUGACUCUUAAUUUGUAAAUGAAGAGCCUUUAACUGGGCUACAGCGGACAUUUAACGGUUUGAUCUUUCUUCUUGCGGCGCGCCUCUUAGCACUUUCUGUAUUUUAAAUGGAUGCGUCUGUGUAGGCUCUCAGUCGUACAGGAGUUGUCCAACGAGGGAAAGGCUUCUUGAGACGUCAUCUGUACUUCUGUGAAGAAGGU